UUAUAGGACAGCCCUUCUCCCACGCCAGCGUCUUCGUUCCCCUUCCUCCCAAAAUACAGAGAAAAAUUCCGGAACGAUCCAAAAGGGAAACUAAAGCUAGGGUUUUACCCUGCUCGCCGCUGAUGAAGGGCGGCCGCUUACACCGUCCGGAACCGCUGGGUCCUCAAACCACCGUGGCCGCUUCCGCGUCCGAGUCCGCCUCCGCGCCCACGCCCGCCGAUGACUGGGUGGACGGCUCUUGGACGGUGGACUGCUCUUGCGGCGUCACGUUCGACGACGGCGAGGAGAUGGUGAGCUGCGACGAGUGCAGCGUGUGGGUGCACACGCGGUGCGCGCGCUACCUCCGAACCGUGCAAAGCUCCUUCUCGUGCCACAACUGCAAGUACAAGCGCGCCCCCUCCUCCGCUGACGAGACCGAGGUCGCCGAGCUCCUCGCCGAGUUGCCGACCCACCGCCCGCCACCCCUCUACCGCAGAUGGGCCGAGGUACCGCUCCCUGCCCGUGUCCAUGUCCACGGGGUCCCCGGGGGAAGCGACGCCGCCCUAUUCCGCGGAGCCCCGGCCUCCCCCGCCUUCUCAGCAGCCCUAUGGCGUUGUGCCGGCUACGUCCCGAAGAAAUUCGGCUUCCGCUACUGCGAGUUCCCCUCCUGGGCCGAGGACAAGGACGGCGCCGACGCUCUUUUUGCUCUGGCCAGAGAGAAGCGGAAGGACACAGUAGAGGUCAGAUUUCCCCUUCCGCUUGGAGCCGUACGGAGGAAAGAAAGCAAGACUACACAAAUCCUAAACAAGAAGGCUGACGGCAGCGACGGUGCGGAGGAAGUUCCUCCUCAAGCUGACGCUAAGAAGAGAGGAGCAUCCUUUAUCACUGCAGAGGUUGAUACAUGGGAGAAUGGGUUUCAACAGAAAGGGGAUCUUGCUGCGGCAGAUUUCAUUCUUAAAGAUCAGUGUGCCGACGUGAACAUGGCCAUUUCUGAUUUUCAAGUGGUUGUUGAAGCUAAUAAGAAGACGAAGGAAUCCUUGAAACCAAUUGGGGAGAAGAAGAGCCCUGAGGGAAUUUCAGGGAUGCUGAAAACAGAUGAAUCUAAGGAGUCUGUGGGGCUGGAGAUUUCAUCUGGGGGUAGAACUACAUCAGCUGUGGCAGAACAAGAAGUGCAUUCACGAUUUGUCAAGGUAGAGGUCAGCAUGUGUAAGCAACAAGUUGAAGAAAAUCAAAAUUUGGGCUCACAAUCUGACAUAAUGAACACAGUUGUGAAAAUGGAUGUUGGUACUCGGUCAUCUAAUGGGGAGAUGCGAAUCCAUGCCAGUUCUGAGAAAAUGCAUGAGGGGCAGGGUCAUCAGAAGCAAUUAAAUCAAACUUCUUCAAAUCUGCAGGUUGCUACUGGUGGACUAGAUUUGCAGACUGGUCAGUCAAAAGCACGGAAUAUUAAGAGUGAGGUUCCUUUUCAGGAUCAUGAGAAAAAUGCUACCCAUUUGGUAGACGAUAAGCAUAGAAGCGAUAAGCAAGGUCAAGGGGUUAGUGAAGGUGUUCGAAGAAAUUCAGCCAGGUCAAUACCUGAUUCAGGCUCUGAUCUUCCAAAUUAUGAGACAAAAAGUCAGAUGCACACAAUACCUAAUCAAAACCCAGUUUUAGGAGUUCAGAAAGUUUGUACAGCCUCUUCUGGUUCUACUUCUAGCCAUUUUGAGUUAUCACGCUCAGUAGUAUCAACAGAACCAUCAUCAGGAGGAAAGACUGGUCGUUUAAUGAAAAAGGAACAAACAAGGUUGUUCGCUCCUGCUGAGAGCAAACAUGAUUCUGUAAAACAUUCGGUAGAGAGUUCUGAGGAAUUUAGUAGGUCCUCUGAGAAAGUUCAACCAAAAGGAGCCCUUCCUUCUGCUCCAAAAUCAUCUCAAACGAACAGAUUAUAUGUGUCCUCAGCCAAACAUAGAGUACCAGUAUCAAAGGAGCAGUCACAAAAGACAAUUUCGACAGGAGGAACCUCGGGAAGAUCAUUCCACGGAGAAGUGACACCAUUGAAUUCUCGUAAUAAGGCAAUACCUUCUAGCUUUUCCCAGAAAAAAGAAAAGAUCCACCACCGCUGUGUUCAUACCACACAAGAGGGUUCCGCUAAUUCAACAUCAACUGAACUGCGAGCCUCUGAUGCGACAGCUUCAUUAAGUGAUGAGCAGCUUGCGUUGUUAUUGCAUCAACAAUUGAACAGCUCUCCCAGAGUACCAAGGGUACCACGUGGCCAUCAAGCAGGUAGCAUGCAGAUGCUACAUCCGACUGGAGCUACUGUCUUUUCGAAGCGGUCUUCAGCACAUGGAGGACGGGAUCAAACAACGGUUUUAAAGAAGAGAAACAAAGAUGACGGGGCAUUAAGAGAUAAUGAUGACGCCAAGAGGUCGGGAAAGGUGUCUGUUGUUGAGCGGAGGCAUAGAGAUUAUAGCACCGAACGUAUCCCUUCUUCGAAGGACUCAUGCAGAUUAGCGGACAAUAUAGAAUCAAAAGAGCAAAAUCAUGGUGUGUGUUCAAAUGAAGCUACCACUGGGUUAGCGAAGGACGAUCUGAUGGAUAGCAGCAUCACAAGAAAUUUACCUGGAUUGAUUGAUGAAAUCAUCAGUAGGAACAGAAACAUAACAUAUGGAGAACUGUGUGAUGCUGUUGGCCAGCACUGGAGGGGUUCAGUUAAAUCAAACAGAGAAGAUUAUGCACAGUCCAGCUAUUUACAUGCUGUCAAUGAUUGUCUUAGGAACAAGAGCGAGUGGGCUCACCUUGUUUCCCAGUCUCCAAAGAUGAAUCCAAGCAAGCGUCGAAAGGUGGAAUGUGACUCUUUGUUGGCUGAUGAUGUACUGGAAACAGGAGAGAUGGGAAACCGGGAUGAAAGAUAUCCAGGAGAGGAGGGUAGUUCUGACUCACAAGGUCCACCAAGGGGCAAACGGAAGGCUUGGAAACACUCUGAUCUUGAAAUGAAAGAUUUGAAUGAAGAUGAUACGAAAAAAAGAUCUAACAUUGGUUCAUCCUCUGAGGAUGCUGCUGCCACCUUGUCCGAUUCCAGUAGUGACACAAAUGGUACCCCCAUGGAUGAUGAGAGCCAAGAAGAUUAUUCUGCUGGUGGUAACAUGGAACCUAAGACUGCAGAUUCAAGUUCAUAGGACGUUGGUUGAUGCUUGCCGCUUGCUAACACAUUUGUUUGUGUGUAACAACAGUGAUAUCAAGUAAUCAUUCCUUUGUAAUAUGCAUGUUAGUAUGUUGAUAUGGGUUUCGUUUUGUAAUGCCAUAUGAGCAAGCAAGCGUUUUGGGCAACUACUCAAAAAGCAUUUUGAGGCCUGAUCGUUGGCUGCUAGAUAAAAGGAAAUUCACCACAAGCUUAGGACCUCUGAACGGUAGAAUUCCAAAAGGACGUACUUCCUUCAUCUAACAAAAGAUGUUUCAAGUUUGUCCAAAUUUAAAUGUAUCUAAACAUAAUUUAGUAUAUAGAUGCAUUUAAAUUUAGUCAAAGUUGACACAUCUUUUGUUGGACGGAAGAGUAUAGGAUUUUAAUCUUCAUAAGCGUUUCAUAUGUACAACCUCCGUUUCUAAAUACUUGUACAGUGACAAAUAUAUAAAUACGGAGGGAGUAUCAUUUAAUU
This is a messenger RNA of Brachypodium distachyon (stiff brome), 3608 nucleotides long. RefSeq lists its product as uncharacterized. The transcript has 9 exons. NCBI's taxonomy places the organism in Eukaryota, Viridiplantae, Streptophyta, Magnoliopsida, Poales, Poaceae. The record is from RefSeq and is a predicted model, not a curated record. Bases 123 to 3131 code for a protein of 1002 amino acids.